AUGGCCACCACUAUGGACGAGACCACUCUCUCUACACUCGAUCUGUUGGAGUCGCGACUCCUUCGUGUUGAGCACCUUCUCUACGGCCAGCCCCAAACGCCGGCGCUGGCUCAGGAUCGAUCAGCGACCGAUCAAAUCGGCCAACUAGAGCGGCGCUUCUCCCGGCUCUUGGACGAUUUCCGUGUUUAUCAUGAGCUCAUGAAGAUUUACCGCGCCCAUCCUGAUUUCUUUCAUGCACCCGACCCAUCAGAACCUCCAUCGCAACUCGACGUUGAUGCUAUCCAAUCCAUUGUUCUAGCCUCCGCUUCAGCAUUCCCCGCCAUUCUGUCGUCUCUUACCGCUAUCAAGGACAGCCCGAUCCCAGAUCCAGCAGAGAGUGCAGCUCUUGUAGCUCUACAGGGUCGAAUGAAGGCCAUCGAGGCAACGCAGAUUGCACAAGCUGCCGAGAUAGCAGACCUUCGACAACGAAGCGAGACAGCCGUGCGAGCAUGGUAUGAGACAGGAGUCCUCAGCAAUUCGAGAGCGAUGGCGGAUAUAGAGUCCCGUUUCGAGGUCGUCGAGCGCCAGGUGAGGAGAGCAGAGCGGGAGCAAGAGGCUGAAGACGAGUUAUGA
Fusarium coffeatum is the source of this 612-nucleotide messenger RNA. RefSeq lists its product as uncharacterized. The record is from RefSeq and is a predicted model, not a curated record. Gene Ontology annotation, biological process: cytoskeleton-dependent cytokinesis. NCBI's taxonomy places the organism in Eukaryota, Fungi, Ascomycota, Sordariomycetes, Hypocreales, Nectriaceae. The transcript has 2 exons. Gene Ontology annotation, cellular component: dynactin complex. Bases 1 to 612 code for a protein of 203 amino acids.